AUGCAGCUCGCGCAAAUCCUCAGCGAUCUUGUCUCCUUGCGUCCGGGUGUUUGUGACCCUGCUGCAGCGCUUGCGCUUGUUUCUGCACGCCCCUCUUCUUCCAUAGCGACAGCUACAGCGACGGCGACGGCGAAUGCCGAAGACGGGGACGGGACCGCACGAGAGGCAGCUGUGGAUGCUGGUGGAGACGUGGAUGUAGAUCUCAAGCGCGCAGAGGAGCUCGUCGCUCUGCACCACGCCGUGCGCGAGGGCUGCACGAGCGGCGCGUUGAGCAGCGUGUUGGCUGAGGCGAGGCGCGCUGUGGAUAGGGCUGUGGGGUGA
This is a messenger RNA of Didymella exigua CBS 183.55, 321 nucleotides long. RefSeq lists its product as uncharacterized. Bases 1 to 321 code for a protein of 106 amino acids. Lineage: Eukaryota; Fungi; Ascomycota; Dothideomycetes; Pleosporales; Didymellaceae. The record is from RefSeq and is a predicted model, not a curated record. The transcript has 2 exons.